ACGACGUUGUCUUGAGGUUUUCCGGAUCCUUCUUCCUAUCGAGAAAUGAUCUCGAGGCUCAUAUCAGCGCACUACACAAUUCUUUCGGAGAAAGAGAGGCUGUACGCGACGAUGGUGGCGAAUAGGGUGAAGGCGGAACCAAAUCGCAGUUCAGACCAUCGGCCAUGAGUCCAAGCCUCAUGCUAGACUACCAGUCAUUUGUGUCGUCAUGAAUUGGCCCAUUUCGCAAGGUGGUUAGUGCCUGUGCGUCUGCGAACACUUCUAUCUGGGUGCCAGUAGCCUCGCACUGCCGGAACACGCUCUGUCCUGGGUCCUCGCGUCGUAGUCUGCCACUCCUUGCAAUGACCCGCCAUCGCCACUUCCUGACCAUGGAUGCUAGUCGUAAUGAAUCGUCUUUCCGCCCAAGAAUGCUCUGGAGGAAUUACAACUGGGAUAAGAGGAUCGCGAGAUGGGAAUCUCUCCCUUGUCUUCGACUGCAGCCGAAUCGCGAUCUGUUCAAUUGCCAGCGAUGUGGUUUCACAAACGUCCUAGGCUUCACAUGCACUUGGUGCUCUGGUCUUUGCGAUAUUGUCAGAGUAGCGCGCUCAGCUGUGGCGUUGGUGCGCAGACGUGCCAGCACACCUUCACUACUGAGCGCUGCGCAGAAGACGCGGGUAGAUAGAAUGGGAAGACAGAGGGCUCAUGUUGUACUGAGCAAUCGACCUGAGCGCCAUCUGUCGCCGAUAGAAGACAGCCAAAUACAGCUGUCUGCGAACACUGUGUCGCAGCACUCGACGAAGACUCUUCUCCGCAGGAACCGUCGUCGUGCUGCGAUCUACUCUGCGACAGAUGUUGUUGCUACCUCGGAUUUAGAACUGCAACCAUAUCUACGACGCCUCACCGACAUGUUCUGGACCGACGAACAGCCCGCCGCCAUUGCGCCUUCCGACUGCUCGAGCACACGUGGUGCUAGCGAGGUGGGGCUUCAGGCUGGCAAUAUCGAGUCGACAGAAAGCGAGUCUGUGGCGUCCACCGGUACUUUUUCGCAACGAACGCUACGGCGCAAGCAGAGGAUGUCCGUCCUUAGGCAGCGCUCCUCUCGCUCUCUGCGCAAGCGAUCCUCAUGCACGUUGUCGACGGCAUCGUCAAGACGUGGCGAGAACCCUCAAGCUAUAGUUAUGCAGAGCGCCUCGAGCUCUGUGGCGUUUGCGCCUGUGCAAGUCCCGCUAGGGCAUCCGCAUCGGCCUCUGUACACAGCGAUCCGCAAGAACAUGGCCUCUCCCAGUAUACCCGAUGUUCCGAUACCCGCCAUAGACUGUACCGCCCUCCACGCCACACCAUACGAUCGCACCGUGAAGUCCCUUGAUAUACCCCGUUCUACGGCUGUCGUACGGCACUAUGCGUUCAUCCCUGCCUCGGAUUGGACAGCUGGCUGCUCGCUCACUGGAGAGGCAGAAUUGCGUAUGGACCUCGAGCGGUGCCGCUCAGCGGAGGCGAUUCCGAUACAGUAUACAGAAGGCGAGGCGAGGCGAGGGAGAGCGGUGAAGGAGAAAGUGAGAAACUUGAGGAAAGGACUGAAAGGAUUGCUGACGAAGCGAACCUGACGGAUGGCUCGCGAGUAUCGUCUCUUGCACCUAUGAUGGAUGCAAUCGUCUUCAAAUAAUGCCCGAGUGUAUAUGUUGCGAUCGUCGGUCAACCGGUUUGGUUGAUCUUCGCCCAGCGACUCGAGAUUUUGCGGGUAGGCACGUUCGUUAUCCUCUGACCAUGGUUCCCUGCCAGUAGUGCUCACGCUCGAGACUGGUAAAGGCUUUACCCUUGCACCUGCUAGCUUCAGAUCUCUGUGCUGAUCGUCCGACACAUGUUGACAU
This is a messenger RNA of Laetiporus sulphureus 93-53, 1847 nucleotides long. RefSeq lists its product as uncharacterized. Bases 342 to 1583 code for a protein of 413 amino acids. The record is from RefSeq and is a predicted model, not a curated record. NCBI's taxonomy places the organism in Eukaryota, Fungi, Basidiomycota, Agaricomycetes, Polyporales, Laetiporaceae. The transcript is spliced from 4 exons.